UUUAAUAUGAAGAUUUCUAACAUAAAGCAAUUGAAAAUUUUAGCGUCAGAAUGGAAACAAAAUUCUGCGUAUGCCGAAAAGUAUAAUAAAAGGAAUAAAACUAUCGAAUUUCACAAAAAAAGUAAUCUUCGCCCAACCUCAACUUUACGCUUGACGAGGGUGCAUUUAGCUUCAAAAUAUUUCAAAACGGCGAUUGCAUACUUAAAACAGGGGCUAGAUUUCGUUUGGAAGAUGGAGUCAUUUGUAGAAGUUCACGCCAGUGAGGAAAGUUCUCUGAUCGCCAUUCACUUGGGAGUGGCCAGAAACGAUUCUUUUACACAUGGCUCAAGCAGCUCACUACUUCCGGUCUUUGACUAAGUAUCCUCUGGGUAGCCUAAGAACAUCCGUUCGAAGGCGAGCUAAUGUGAGAAGGCGAAACAUUCCCUACAUAGGGUUGUGCGCUUGGCUUGGGACCCGCCACGUAAAAAACAAUACCACUGAAAAAUAAAACACAGCCUCGGAUGAGAGACCCCCCUUUUUAUGACGACCAUGGCAAACGGAAUAAGGACUACCAUUUGAGGGCAUGCACCUGGAAUGUCCGGACCCUUAAUUGGGAAGGUGCCGCUGCCCAGCUGGUUGAUGUCCUCGCAAAAAUAAAGGCUGACAUCACCGCCGUCCAAGAAAUGCAAUGGACGGGACAAGGACAGAGACGAGUAGGUCCUUGUGACAUUUACUACAGUGGCCAUAUAAAGGAGCGCAAGUCUGGUGUUGGAUUCGUGGUGGGAGAGAGACUCCGUCGCCGAGUACUAUCAUUCACUCCGGUGAAUGAACGUCUAGCCACAAUCGGCAUCAAAGCGAGGUUCUUCAACAUAUCGCUGAUUUGCGCCCACGCCCCGACGGAAGAGAAGGACGAGGUGACCAAAGACGCCUUCUAUGAGCGCUUGGAGCGCGCUUAUGAGAGCUGCCCCCGCCACGAUGUCAAAAUCGUGCUUGGCGACUUUAACGCCAGGGUGGGCAAAGAAGGUAUUUUUGGCAGUACGGUCAGUAAAUUCAGCCUCCACGACGAAACAUCCCCAAAUGGGUUGAGGCUGAUUGACUUCGCCGGGGCCCGAAAUAUGGUUAUCUGUAUUACUAGAUUCCAGCAUAAGAAGAUUCACCAAGCUACCUGGCUGUCUCCGGAUCGAAAAACUACCAACCAGAUCGAUCAUGUUGUGAUAGAUGGAAGACACGUCUCCAGUGUUUUAGAUGUGCGUGCGCUCCGAGGUCCUAACAUCGACUCGGACCACUAUCUUGUUGCAGCUAAGAUUCGCACUCGCCUCUGUGCAGCAAAAAACGCACGCCAACAAACACAAGGAAGGUUCGACGUCGAGAAGCUGCGAUCACAACAGACAGCCGAGCGAUUUUCUACUCGGCUUGCACUCCUGCUCUCUGAGAGCACUCAUCAACAACUCGGUAUAAGGGAACUGUGGGACGGCAUUUCAAAUUCCUUACGUACAGCUGCAACCAAAACCAUUGGUUUUCGGAAAGAGAAAAAGAACAGCUGGUACGACGAGGAGUGCCGUGUCGCAGCGGAGAGAAAACAGGCUGCCUACCUCCCAAAUCGAAAAUGCUCGAAAAUUCUACGAAACGAUGCGGCGGCUUACAGAAGGUCAUCGGCCUCAACACCCGCGCCGUUAGAUCUAGAUCUGCUUUCUCUAGGCUGGACAAGGAAGCACAGAAAAUGGGUCUGGUAGUGAACGAGGGCAAAACGAAAUAUCUCCUGUCAUCAAACAAACAGUCGUCGCACUCGCGACUUGGCUCUCACGUCACUGUUGACAGUCAUAACUUUGAAGUUGUAGAUAAUUUCGUCUAUUUAGGAACCAGCAUUAACACCACUAAUAAUGUCAGCCUGGAAAUCCAACGCAGGAUUGCUCUUGCCAACAGGUGCUACUUCGGACUGAGUAGGCAAUUGAAAAGUAAAGUCCUCUCUCGACGAACAAAAGCUAAACUCUAUAAGUCGCUCAUAAUUCCCGUCCUGCUAUAUGGUGCAGAGGCUUGGGCGAUGACAGCAACCGAUGAGUCGACGUUACGAGUUUUCGAGAGAAAAAUUCUGCGAAAGAUUUAUGGUCCUUUGUGCAUUGGCCACGGCGAAUAUCGCAUCCGAUGGAACGAUGAGCUGUACGAGAUAUAAGACGACAUUUGACAUAGUUCAGCGAAUUAAAAGACAGCGGCUACGCUGGCUAGGUCAUGUUGUCCGGAUGGAUGAAAACACUCCAGCUCUGAAAGUAUUCGACGCAGUAUCCGCCGGGGGAAGCAGAGGAAGAGGAAGACCUCCACUCCGUUGGAAGGACCAAGUGGAGAAGGACCUGGCUUCGCUUGGAAUAUCCAAUUGGCGCCACGCAGCGAAAAGAAGAAACGACUGGCGCGCUGUUGUUAACUCGGCUAUAAUCGCGUAAGCGGUGUCUACGCCAAUUGAGAAGAAGAAGAAGAUUUCGUUUUCGCACAGGGCAGCGCUCGUCUACUGAUGAUAAGGUUUUGUUGUCUGCCACUUUUGAUUUAUUUUUUACGGUUUCGAUACUAAUUUUAUGGAAUGGAAUGGCUCCUAUUAAUUGUUUUAGAUAUUUCUCGCCAGGAUUUCUUAUCUUCGGAGUGCUUCACAAUCAAUUGUGUAAUUUUGAGACUAGUUUGACCACUAUACCUCCCAUCUUUAGUUUUAUUAAAAUUUUGCUAAAAUUCUCUUUACAUUAAAAAAUAAUUGUAUGAUCUAUAUGCGCUGGUGAUCUACCGAUAUAUGUAACAAACAUAAGAGAAGUUGGCUGCGAGUUGAGUAUGGGCGUGUGGGAAAAAGACUCCGUCGCCGUAUCAAAGCGAAGUUCUUCAACAUAUCGCUGAUUUCCACCCACGCCCCGACUAAAGAAAAGGGCGAUAUGACCAAAGAUGCCUUCUAUAAGCGCUUGUUGCGCACAUAUGACAGCUUGCCCCGCCACGAUAUCAAAACCGUGCUUGGCGACUUUAACGCCAGGGUAGACAAAGAUGGUAUCUUUGGCACAACAGUCGAAAAAUUCACCAAACCAAGCUUGUCUCCGGAUCAGAAAGCCACCAACCAGAUCGAUCAUGUUGUGAUAGACGAAAGACACGUCUCCAGUGUUUCAGAUGUGCCUACGCUCCGAGGUCCUAACAUCGACUCGGAACACAUUGCUAUAUUGUAACAAAGAUACGCACCUGUCUGCAGAAAAACACUCACGUCACAACCACAAGGAAGGUUCCACGUCGAAAAGAUGCAAUCACAAAAGACAGAAUUUCGAAUAAUUACCCGACUGAAAUACAACAAAGCGGCGGUUGCCGAUGAAUUCCUGGCCGAGCUAUUCAGACACGGCGGCGAAAAACUGAUAAGGUACAUGUACCAGCAUCUUUGUAGAAUAUGGUCGGACGAAGAAUGAUCAACGAUUGGAAUUUAGGUGAGCUCUGCCCAAUUCACAAAAAGGGAAACCUCACAAUCUGCGGCAACUACCGUUGGUCUCCUAACAAUCGUAUAUAAAGUUCUAUCGGGCGUAUUGUGUGAAAGAUUAAUUCCCACCGUGUGGCUUUAGGCUUGGUAAUUCAACAACCGAAAAGAUAUUCACCAUGAGCCAAAUUUUGGAAAAGACCCGUGAAAAGAAAAUCGACACACACCACCUCUUCGUCGAUUUCAAACCUGUUUUUGACAGCACGAAAAGGAGCUGCCUUUAUAAGGCGAUGUCUGAAUUUGGUAUCCCCGCAAAACUAAUACGGCUGUGUAAACUAACGUUGAGCAAUACCAAAAGCUCCGUCAGGAUCGGGAAGGACCUCUUCGAGCCGUUCGAUUCCAAACGAGGUUUCAUGCAAGGCGACUACUUAUCGUACAACUUCUUAUCUUCACUUCAAUCGAACUUUGCAGAAAAUAAUCGAGCAGUUAUAAUCUUCUAUAAAAGUGUACAGUUGCUGACGUAUACUGAUGAUAUUAAUCUCGUUAGUUCUGAAUAAGGAACAGAAGCUGGUAGUGAUAGAGGGCAAGACGAAAUGUCUCCUGUCAUCAAACAAACAGUCGUUGCAUUCGCGAGUGGGCUCCCAUGUCACUGUUGGCAGUCGUAACUUCGAAGACGUAGAUAAUUUCGUCUAUCUUCGAGCCAGCAUUAUCAGCAACAACAAUGUCAGCCUGGAAAUCCAACGCAGGAUUGCUCUUGCCAACAGGUGCUACUUCGGACUGAGUAGGCAAUUGAGAAGUAAAGUCCUCUCUCGACGAACAAAAACCAAACUCUAUAAGUCACUCAUAAUUCCCGUCCUGCUUUAUGGUGCAGAGGCUUGGACGAUGACAACAAAUGAUGGGUUGACGUUGCGAGUUUUCGAGAGAAAAGUUUUGCGGAAGAUUUACGGACCUUUGCGCGUUGGUCACGGCGAAUAUCGCAUUCGAUGGAACGAUGAGCUGUAUGAGAUAU
Messenger RNA from Bactrocera neohumeralis, 4412 nucleotides. RefSeq names its product craniofacial development protein 2-like. The transcript is spliced from 2 exons. NCBI's taxonomy places the organism in Eukaryota, Metazoa, Arthropoda, Insecta, Diptera, Tephritidae. The record is from RefSeq and is a predicted model, not a curated record. Gene Ontology annotation, cellular component: nucleus. Gene Ontology annotation, biological process: chromatin remodeling. The coding region runs from base 501 to 1712 and encodes 403 amino acids. Gene Ontology annotation, molecular function: catalytic activity.